Messenger RNA from Radiomyces spectabilis, 1206 nucleotides. RefSeq lists its product as uncharacterized. Bases 1 to 1206 code for a protein of 401 amino acids. Gene Ontology annotation, molecular function: monoatomic cation transmembrane transporter activity. Gene Ontology annotation, biological process: monoatomic cation transport. The record is from RefSeq and is a predicted model, not a curated record. Gene Ontology annotation, cellular component: plasma membrane. The transcript is spliced from 8 exons. Lineage: Eukaryota; Fungi; Mucoromycota; Mucoromycetes; Mucorales; Radiomycetaceae.
AUGCAGGCUUUACCUUCCUUGAUCAUCUCCGUGUUUGGACUCAUCAUAGCUGGCUUUAUCAUGGACGAAUUUCAGCACUGGGACGUGUUCACGGAAACGAGCGAACUGUUUAUCUUGUUGCCUAUUUUGUUGAAUCUCAAAGGCAAUCUAGAAAUGAAUCUGGCGGCUAGAUUAUCCACCAGUGCCAACUUGGGUGAAUUGGAUUAUGGGCCAACUCGACGUUCUUUGGUGGUGGGUAACUUGGCACUGCUCCAAGUACAAGCGCUUGUUGCCGGUGCUUUGGCAGGUAUCGCGUCAUUUGCGCUUGGUCUGGUCACCAAACCCGGUAGACCCACCAGCUUUUACGAAAGCAUGUACAUGACAUCCAGUUCCAUGGUCUCUGCUUCAGUAUCCUCCGCUAUCCUCGGCCUUUUUAUGUGCGCAUUGGUGAUAUUAAGUAGACGAUUUCACAUCGAUCCAGACAACAUCGCCUGUCCCCUGGCUUCUGCCACCGGUGAUAUCGUUACGUUAGUGGUUUUGGCGGCAUGUGCAUACAUUUUACGAGGCCAUAUGGAUUCGCUUUUCAGUACAGCGGUAUUUCUUGCCAUGUCGGCCAUGUUGCCACUGUUUGGAUUCAUUGUCUGGAAAAACAAGCAUGUCAAUCAUCUGCUCUUCAGUGGCUGGACACCGAUCAUUUGUGCUAUGAUUAUAUCCAGUUUGGCAGGCAUUGUUCUAGAGGAAUACGUCGAAGAAUUCAAAGGUGUCGCCUUGUUGACACCGGUUCUGAUUGGUCUUGCUGGCAAUUUGGGGUCGAUUUAUGCGUCGCGUAUCAGUACUUGCUUGCACAGCAAGACCAAAGAAGACUACCAGCUGGUGGAGUGGACAUUGAUGAUCAUGAAUUUUCCAGUACAGCUUGUAUUUCUACUGCUCAUCUGGCGAUUCAAUAUGGGUCAGCUAGACUAUAAUGGAUGGUUUUUCUUGACGUACUUUGUCGUAUCGAUGAUAUGUACUUGGAUCUGCCUGAAAACUGCCAAGUUCAUGACCCUCGGUUUCUGGAAACUCGAUUAUGACCCUGACAAUUAUGUGAUCCCAUACCUGACCGCAAGUAUCGAUGUGGUGGGCACAGUGUUACUGGUGGCUUCGUUUUCGUGGUUGACAUCAUCGGGUGCAACCAAUAUGGCGAUUGAUUCCUCCGCAACCACCGUGGCAACCCCAAGUCCUUCAUAG